Andrographis paniculata is the source of this 817-nucleotide messenger RNA. RefSeq lists its product as uncharacterized. The record is from RefSeq and is a predicted model, not a curated record. NCBI's taxonomy places the organism in Eukaryota, Viridiplantae, Streptophyta, Magnoliopsida, Lamiales, Acanthaceae. The transcript has 3 exons. Gene Ontology annotation, biological process: chloroplast organization; positive regulation of DNA-templated transcription. The coding region runs from base 87 to 626 and encodes 179 amino acids.
UUGUUGAUAUGAUAUAUACACACACUUACCAUUAUUAAUUAAUGAUUCACUAAUAAUUAGUUAGCUACAAAAGAAAGACAGACAAUAUGGGAGUACUGAGGGCAAUUCCAGUUCCUCCUGUAUCUGUACAUUCUUCAAAAAAUCAAAAUCAAAAUCAAAAUCAAAAUGGCCUCCGGACAGCUCAGUAUGUUUGUUCUAGGCCGAUGUCGGUAAAGUGCGCGAAGAAGGAGGCCGCUGAUGAGGAGCCUAAGCAGAAGAGGAAGCAGUCGUUCUUGGAGAGUGUGACAGAGGCUCUUGAUUUCUCGCAGGUUCGAUCCGAUAGGGAUGCUGAGCUCCUCGACGACGCCCGCCAAGCCACCACCUCUGGAGAAAGAAUGUCGAGGGAGCAGUAUGGAGCGCUGAGGAGGAAGAUUGGGGGCACAUACAAGGAUUUCUUCAAGUCAUAUGUUGAGGUGGAGGGAGAGUACGUGGAAGAAGGAUGGGUGGACAAGACAUGCAAAAUAUGCAAAAAGGAUACAAGAGGAGAGGCAAGACAAGUCGAUAAAUUGGGGAGAUACGCUCAUGUUGCAUGCUUGCAGUCCAACAACAAUGCUUCUCCCAACUUCUUCACAAAGUUUUUCAAAUAAUUUAUACUAUUAAUUUCAUACACUCCUUCUUAAUUUAUAUAUAUAUAAAUGUCUAAUAGUCAAAUUCAUUAUGUUAUUCUUAUACUAUUUUAUUUUGAUUUUGUGACUUACAAAAAUUUCUCAUUGUGGUCAUGUCAUUCAAACACUGUGUUUGUUUGGGGGAUUGGAUUGGAUUUACAUUAUUCAUCCAA